AUGUCGCUCGACAGGGUCAAACAUAUUGUUCUUGUCCUCUCUGGCAAAGGGGGAGUAGGCAAAUCCUCCGUCACGACUCAACUGGCACUGUCCCUCUCCCUCGCCGGCCAUUCCGUUGGCAUUCUCGAUAUAGACUUGACCGGCCCCUCAAUCCCGCGCCUCUUCGGCAUCGAAUCCGCGAAAGUCACACAAGCUCCAGGCGGAUGGGUACCUGUUCCUGUACAUGCGGCGGACCCCACCAAAAGCAUCGGCUCCCUCUCAUGCAUGAGUUUAGGUUUUCUAUUACGAGAAAGAGGUGAUGCCGUAGUAUGGCGUGGCCCCAAGAAGACUGCCAUGGUACGGCAGUUUCUGUCGGACGUGCUAUGGGGAGAAAUUGAGUAUCUACUCAUCGAUACACCUCCGGGAACAUCGGAUGAACAUAUUUCUUUAGCCGAAACAUUAAUGAAGAAUGCUUUCCCUGGGCAGGUUGCGGGGGCUGUUGUUGUUACCACUCCACAAGCAGUGGCCACUGCAGAUGUGAAGAAGGAAUUGAACUUCUGUGUCAAGACGGCUAUAAAUGUUAUUGGAGUCGUGGAGAACAUGAGCGGCUUUGUAUGCCCAAAUUGCUCAGAAUGUACCAAUGUCUUUAGUAGUGGGGGUGGAAGGGUCAUGGCACAGGAAUUCGGUGUCAAGUUUCUUGCGAGUGUUCCUAUCGAUCCGCAAUUCGUGAUGCUGGUGGAAUCAGGAAAGCGCCCGGUAUAUCCGGAGGGCACCGAGAUCAAUGGCCACGAUCUCGGAAGUACUGGGAAUGCCGUCCAGCAGAAUGAUGACACUAGCCCGUUGGUGGAGAAGUACAAGAGCUGCUCUCUAUAUCCAAUCUUUAGGGAUAUUGCCAAAGACGUCACAAAUGUGGUGGAAGGUUCCGUGUAG
Molecule: messenger RNA, 909 nt
Organism: Venustampulla echinocandica
Lineage: Eukaryota; Fungi; Ascomycota; Leotiomycetes; Helotiales; Pleuroascaceae
Product: putative cytosolic Fe-S cluster assembling factor nbp-35
Exons: 2
Coding region: 1-909 (302 amino acids)
Biological process (GO): iron-sulfur cluster assembly
Cellular component (GO): cytosol
Molecular function (GO): ATP-dependent FeS chaperone activity; 4 iron, 4 sulfur cluster binding; ATP binding
Source: RefSeq, a predicted model, not a curated record